Molecule: messenger RNA, 2269 nt
Organism: Hyla sarda
Lineage: Eukaryota; Metazoa; Chordata; Amphibia; Anura; Hylidae
Gene: NAALADL1
Product: N-acetylated alpha-linked acidic dipeptidase like 1
Exons: 19
Coding region: 16-2241 (741 amino acids)
Molecular function (GO): carboxypeptidase activity
Source: RefSeq, a predicted model, not a curated record
GUGUCGGAAGUCACAAUGAAUGUAUGGAAAAUAGUUGGUGGUAUUUUUGGGGGAUUGGUGAUAUUAGCCAUUGGACUACUCAUUGGACACUUUGGCAUCUCAAAGAACUCCACAACACCAUUGGCUACAGACCAAACUAAAGAUGUCGAUGAACAGUUCAUUCAGGAGUUUAUGAAAGAAGUAGAUGCCAGUAGCAUCAGGGAAAAUCUCAGGAAACUUAGUCAACAUCCUCAUAUGGCCACAACUAAGGGGGAUGAAGAUACUGUGAAGUUGGUCCUCAAUCAAUGGAAAGACCCAAAAAUUGGGCUUGAUGAUGCUAAGGAGGAAAGAUAUGAUGUCUACCUAUCCUUCCCUAGAGCAGACACUCCCAACAAUGUUCAAGUAGUAUCAGCAAAUGGGGAAAUGCGAUUUACAUCUCGACUCACUGAAAGUUUCCUAACUGAUGACCAGAAGGACCCGGAAGUGGUAAAGCCAUAUGCUGCAUAUGCUCCCAGUGGAAAUCCAAAGGGUAAGCUGGUGUACGCCAACCAAGGUAAACUGAGUGACUUUGAAACUCUCAAUAAAACCAUUGAUCUAACUGGGACCAUUGCUAUUGUGCGCUAUGGAGGAGCUGGCAGAUCUGCUAAGGCAAUAAAUGCUGCCAAAUUUGGAGUGAUUGGCCUCAUUGUGUAUACAGACCCCAAAGAUAUCAAUGAUGGUAAUGCUGGUGAGUCACAGACAUAUCCAAAUUCGUGGUACAUGCCCCCAUCUGGGGUAGAGCGAGGAAGCUAUACUGAAGACUUUGGAGAUCUACGCACUCCAUAUUAUCCUGCUAAAAGUUUUACCUACAGAAUAGAUGAGAGUGACAUUAAAGGACUUCCCCCAAUCCCAACUCAACCAAUAGGAUUUGAGGAUGCAGAGACACUUAUAUGUGAACUGGAUGGUCCAGAAGCUGAUGUUUCCUGGCAAGGUAGUUUGGCAUGCAAAUACAACAUAGGGCCUGGUUUUCGUGCAAAUGGACGUUUUAGUGGCAGUGACGUCCAAGUCAGUGUAUAUAAUUAUGCAGAAAUUAAGUCUUCAGCAAAUGUGAUGGGCAUUAUAAGAGGAAGCGUGGAGCCUGAUAGGUAUAUAAUAUACGGCAAUCACAGAGACAGCUGGGUCCAUGGAGCGAUAGACCCCAGCAGCGGUACCGCAGUCAUGCUGGAAAUUACAAAGGUUCUUGGGCGCAAGGUCAAAGAAGGCAAAUGGCGUCCACGACGAACUAUAAUUUUUGGAAGCUGGGGAGCAGAAGAAUUUGGUUUAAUUGGAUCUACAGAAUUUGCAGAGGACUACUAUAGUAAACUAAGAGACAGAACUGCAGCAUAUAUCAAUGUGGACAUUUCGGUGUUUGCAAAUGCAACACUAAGAGCUCAAGGGACACCAGUUGUUCAGAAUGUUAUUUUCACUGCUGCAAAACAGGUAAAAACACCUGUCAGUGCUUCCCUUAGUGUCUAUGAUAACUGGAUCCGUUACUUCAAUCGAACCAGUUCACUCUAUGGAGGAUUAGUACCUCAGUUGGGUACACUUGGUGCAGGCAGUGACUAUGCUCCAUUCCUUCAUUAUUUGGGCAUUAGUUGCAUGGAUCUUGCGUACACCUAUGACAGGAGCAAGUCAUCGGCCCGUAUCUAUCCAGCUUAUCACACUGCUUUUGACACCUUUGACUAUACAGAUCGACAUAUUGAUCCAGGAUUUACCAGUCAUCAGACAGUGGCACGCACAGCGGGUAAUGUUCUGUUGCGACUUGCAGACAGUCUCAUCCUUCCACUUGGGCCACGAGAUUACACAGAAACACUGGAAAACUACUACAAUACUGCUGAAAGGGAGUUUUCUGCCCAGCUUACAGCCAAAGGCAUAUCUCUAGUGCCACUGAAGGAUGCAAUUACAAGAUACAAGACAUUUUCUGAGGAGCUCAGCAAGACAAUUUCAGAGCUAAAAAGUACAGAGACGCCACUAAGAGUUCGUAUGAUCAAUGACCAACUAAUGCUGGUGGAGCGGGCCUUCAUCAAUCACUUUGCCUUCCCGAAUAAACUUUAUUACAGCCAUGUGAUCUGGGCAUCCCGGAGUUCCAGUGUUGCCACCUUCCCAGGCAUUGCAGAUGCCUACGCCAGAGCAAUUUCCACCGGGUUGAAAGAAGACUGGGACCAAGUCCACCAUCAUAUCACUGUGGUUGUGACAGCUGUGGACAACGCUGCAUCAACUCUGCAAACUGCUGCAUCUAUUUAAAAAUAAGGCUAAAAUUAAAACCAUCUUU